AUAUAAUUUGAGGCAUAUAGUGUUCGUAUUUCUCACCAGAUUUCCGUUUCUGUGGUAAAUUACGAUUUUCCUCAGAUCUGAAACGAAGCAAAAAUGAAUAAAAAAUAAAAAUAAAUUAAAACUGUCAAUAACCUUUUCUUCGCACAAUCCUUUUCUCGUUAGGGUUUUAAGAGUCAAGAAUUGUUUGGUGAACUUUCCGGCGAACUUUCCGAUCCCGGCAGAGCUGACUUAAUCCUGAUCUCCUCCGUCUUCAUUAAUGUCUUGGGCUAGUGCAGAGGAUAUCUAUCUUUCUACCUCUCUUGCCAAUUAUCUUGACAAGAAAAUUCUUGUUUUGCUGCGAGAUGGUCGAAAGCUUUUGGGGAUACUUCGCUCUUUUGACCAAUUUGCCAAUGCUGUUCUUGAAGGAGCAUGUGAACGGCUUAUUGUUGGAAAUCUCUAUUGUGACAUACCAUUGGGUUUGUAUGUAAUUCGUGGAGAAAACGUGGUCGUGAUUGGGGAGCUGGAUUUGGAUAAGGAUGAACUUCCACCACAUAUGGUCUGUGUUUCAGUUGCAGAGAUAAAAAGGGCACAAAAGGCAGAAAAUGAGGCAGCAGAUCUAAAAGGCACUAUUCGGAAGAGAAUGGAAUUCCUUGACAUGGACUGAUGCACAUUUUACUGUGAUGAGAUUGCCAGGGGUUCUGCACUUCUCUCAUGUCUUCCGCAACUAUUUUUUCGCGGUUAGCACACAAUGUAAGUAGGACCAGAUGGCCAAACACCACCCCCCCUUCGUUCGUUUUCCCCCGUCUUUUGGAAUUCGUUGUAACAUUUGCAUUGAAAUACAUUCUUGUUGCUAGGCUUGCAAUCAUAAUUCUUGUUAGUUCCUUGAAGCAGCUUUUCUGCUUGAUAAAAUAUAACAGCCUGCAAAAGAAAUACUUUUUAUUAGAAAUGGUCAAUUGUUUUCACAUUGCCAACUUAUUAAUGUGAUUGUACUGUUAACGAGAUUAUUGUAUCUUUAAAAUGAAUGUUCUCUUAUAGU
This is a messenger RNA of Cuscuta campestris, 1015 nucleotides long. Lineage: Eukaryota; Viridiplantae; Streptophyta; Magnoliopsida; Solanales; Convolvulaceae. The record is from the annotation of a GenBank genome assembly.